UCUUUGUAAAUUUCCUUUUUUUACAAUUUUAAUCCUGAACACGACCCGACAGUGUCAAAACCCCGUCUAUGCCAUUCGCUUAGCCAGUUUGAAAGGAUCAGCGGAGAUGGGCACAUAGAGUUCAAAGUUAAACCAUUGAUCUCCAACGCUCAAGCAUUUGAAAAAAUAGAAUAAAUCCCUCUUUUAGUCCAUAAGUUCGGUUUCGGUGAAGCGUGUAAGCAUCGCAAUGUCAAUUCGACACGUUUGUUACAUCAUUUUGGUGCUGCUGCUCUUCAUGUGCAAUGAAGGAAUUUCAAAAUUGAUUCCUGGUGAAAUAACACAGGAUGGAGAACUCGACUCACAGCCAAGAGAAGCCGCUCCGACAGAGGUCAUCUUGCUGAAUGGAACCUCAACGGAGCUCACGGCUGACCGCGAGAGCCCCAAUUUGGUCAACAGACUGGAGACCAGAGGGAAAGGAAAUGGCCGGUCGUGUUUUGGAUUUAAAAAAAGCAACGGGAGUGGUAAACAAUCGUCGGAAAAAUCAGAGAAAAAACUGAAAAGGAAAGAGACAAGAGCUCCGGAUGGAUAUCUUUUCGAUGACGAAAAGGCAAUGUUGCAGUUCUCUUGCUGCUGCUGCCUUGCCCAUUGGUUAAACUUAAUUCCACACAAGGUGAAGCCAGGGACGGGGUACGUGCAAAAAUGAUUCAGAAGAAAACUGUACGAAAGAAAAAAGGAGCAAUAAGGUAUCUAGGUUAGUAUAGUCUCAGUCUCCAUAUUAGUUCUACGUAAAGCUCUUAAGAUGCUUAUAUAGGUAAUAAACAUCGCUACAAACAGCUCUGCACUUACUAUACAUACAUAUGUAGAUAUCCUGUGAGAUUUGUAAAACAUGCAGUUCUGAUUUAUGUUCCAAAUCCUACGGUCAAAAUUCCCUUAUACGUAUACUACAACAAUUGAUACUUUUUUCUUAAUGGAUUUUUGAAAGAGCUUGAUGCAAAAACGGCUUUAUUCGCCCCCCCCC
Messenger RNA from Bemisia tabaci, 997 nucleotides. RefSeq lists its product as uncharacterized. The record is from RefSeq and is a predicted model, not a curated record. Lineage: Eukaryota; Metazoa; Arthropoda; Insecta; Hemiptera; Aleyrodidae.